UUUCAGUUUAAUAUGCAUGAUGAAUCAAAUACUUCGAAGGGUACAUCCCGGUCUACUCCGAAAUCCAAAGCAAAAUCUAAAUCGAAUGAAAAUCAAACCUUGCCGAAGAGCGAGAAAAAAUCUGAAUCCAAGAAAGAAGCUCAGGAUCCGAGAGCACCACCUAAAACCGGACUUGUUUAUUUACCAGGAGUGGAAGAACAUCGAAUAUUGACAGAUGACAAUGAAUACUACGAAAGAUGUGAAAGAGUUACACUUGCGUAUGAGCGAUUAAAAGAGACAGGAGUCUUAGAAUAUCUGCAAGUAUCAGAUACUAUAAAUGCGAGAAAAAGCACAAAGCAUGAAAUGCUAACUUGUCAUGAUGAAAAUUAUAUUACAGCGAUGGAAUCGAGCAAGAACAUGUCAAAAGAGGAAUUGGUUGAUUUGACGGAGAAAUUCGAGUGUGUCAGUUUGUGCGAGUCUUCGUUCGACUAUGCCAAGACAGUUGCGGCUCAAUUGAUUGACUGUUGUAAUAAAGUGGCGAUGGGAUCGUUGAGGAAUGCAUUUGCGCUAGUCAGACCACCCAGUCACCACUCGGAACAGCAGAUGGGGGCAAGUGGGUACUGCAUAUUAAACACUGUCGCAAUCGCUGUCAUGAAUCUGAUAGAUAACCGAAAAAAUGGAGUUGGAAAAGUGUUGAUCUUUGACUGGGAUGUUCACCAUGGUCAAGGCACCCAACAAAUCUUCUACGAACGAGACGACGUCCUCUACAUUAGCAUGCAUAGCUUCCAAAGAGCCACUUUCUUCCCCUACCUCCCUGAGUCAGACAUUUUUCACAUAGGAACGGAUAAAGGCAAAGGUUUCAACGUCAACAUAGCCUGGGACGAAACGGGACUAGGAGACGAAGAAUAUAUGGCUGCCUUUUUGCAGAUUGUGCUUCCAUUAGCGUAUAGUUUUGAGCCUGAUUUUGUUGUUAUUUUGGCUGGAUUCGAUAGUGCUGAUGGGGGCGACCCUGAAGGUGAUAUGAAAGUGUCCCCUGCCUGUUACGCGCAUAUGACACACCACCUGAAAGCAGUCGCUAAUGGAAACAUGCUUGUUACCCUAGAAGGAGGCUACAACCCACCUGUUGUGGCAAAUUGUGUUGAAGCUGUUGUUAAAGUUCUCCUAGGUUUACCCCCUCCGAACCUGCAGUUAACUGGUGAUAUCAACUCCAGUGCUGUUCAAACUAUUUUGGAUGUCAUUGGAGUCAUCGGUGAUUAUUGGACGUGUUUCCAGUUCCAAGAAGAGCAGUCAGAAGAAGCUAUAAGUCACACGGAUCCUUGUUCUAUCGAAGGUUAUAGGCUGUCUGUAAAAGAAGAGCUGCCUAGCUACAAGUUUUCUAAAUCUAAGUUCAGCUGUGACUUGAAAGAUGAGUUGGCGGAUGAUAGGAAGAUUGGCUACUGCUUCGAUGCUAAAAUGCUGAGGCAUAAAUACGAGGAGGAUCCGUCACAUCCGGAGAAACCAGAGCGAAUUGCUUCCAUAAAUACACGUCUAUCAACCAGUCGAUUGCUUGACAGGUGUCUCUUAAUACGUGGCGAGAACUGUGAGUUCGAAACUCUGAAUCUAGUUCAUAACGAAGACUAUCUGAAAGCUUUCGAAGAGCUUCACUGUGUUGACGAGUACUCUAAAGAAUCAGAAAAAUUGUACUUGCAGAAUCACUGUCUGGGAUCUAUCUAUCACAACAAGUACUCCUACGGCAGUGCUCAGGUCUCGGCUGGGUCUCUGGUGCGUCUGACGUCAAUGAUUGUGACAGACAGUGGGACUAUAUCAGCUGGGUUUGCCAAUAUUAGACCCCCUGGUCACCACGCAGAGGUGAAUAAAGAAUACGGAUUCUGUUUCUAUAACAACGCAGCUGUGGCUGCCCAACAUAUACUCACCAACUACAACUCAAAAGUUCAGAGAGUUCUCAUCCUCGAUUGGGAUGUGCACCAUGGCAACGGAACCCAACAUCAGUUCGAAAACAACCCCAAUGUUCUCUACAUUUCUUUACAUCGCCAUGGUUGGUUCUUUCCGGGGGGCUAUGACGGCAACUCGGAUAGAGUGGGCACGGGAAAGGGGGAGGGGUUCAAUGUGAAUGUGCCCUGGUUGGUAGGGGAGGCUACAGACGUUGAAUACAUUGCGGCAUUCACGAAUUUGAUUCUGCCAAUUUUGUACGAAUUUAAUCCGCAUCUUGUAUUGGUUUCUUCUGGGUUUGACUCGGCAUACGGAGAUCCUCUCGGAGGCCAACUCGUGUCGGCCGAAUGCUACGCUCACAUGACCCACAUGCUAAUGGCAUUUGCUUCUGGUCGGGUGAUUUUAGCUCUUGAGGGCGGCUAUAAUCUCCAGUCAAUUGCAGAUUGCAGCGAGCAAUGCGUCAGAACUCUUCUAAGAGAACCUUGUCCAAAACUGCCUACAAAGUUUAGAAAUGCAAGUUUGAAACCGUACCACAGAACAGGUAUUUUGGAAACAAUUUGGCACCACAGAAAGUAUUGGAAGCAGUUGCGAUUUUUGAAAUCGGUUGAUGAAAGUGUUACAAAACCAUUGCAAACCGAAGAUGACGAAGUUGAAGUGCCUUCUAUAGAUAAGCGAAGUGUUCCGCCAAAAGAUACCAGAGAGAGUAUGCUUUUUUGGCGCGAAUAUUGGACUGAAGAAUGUAAAAAGUGAUACAAAAUUAAACAUUUCAAAAUAAAUUUGAUUAAUGGUCGAAAAAGCGCUAAAUUAUUAAUCAGACAAGUUUGAAUCAUUUUGAUGGAAUUGUUUUGAAUUUUCAGAUUGAAUUUGAUAACGUGAGAGUAAAUGUGACUGCCUUCAUAUUAAUGUACAAUUGCUUAGAGAUCUUUAUAGUGAAUUACUUGGAUGAUUUUUCUGUCGAAUCACAGAUUCUUAGUUGAACA
Symsagittifera roscoffensis is the source of this 2888-nucleotide messenger RNA. Its product is annotated as histone deacetylase 6-like. Gene Ontology annotation, cellular component: histone deacetylase complex. Gene Ontology annotation, molecular function: transcription factor binding; histone deacetylase activity. The transcript has 6 exons. The record is from RefSeq and is a predicted model, not a curated record. Lineage: Eukaryota; Metazoa; Xenacoelomorpha; Acoela; Convolutidae. Gene Ontology annotation, biological process: negative regulation of transcription by RNA polymerase II. Bases 13 to 2658 code for a protein of 881 amino acids.